GAGUGUGUGUAUGUGCGGUAGUGUCUGUUUGACCUUCAGAUCGCACGUUGCAGAGGAUUCUGGAGCUUCGGACGCCAUAGCCAGGCACCCCGAAUCGCCGAGCAGUAACCAGGACUGGUAACCCAAAUAGAAAUCUGCAGAGGAGUGAGUCGCUUCUUUCUUUUAGGUAUCUGUCUGGACUUGGGUUUCUGGCGAUCGUCGCUUCAGCAGUCAUGAAGCUGUCAACAUGGGAGCUGCCGUCGGCCAUGACGUUGUUCGUCUUCGUGCUGCUCACUUACUUCUUGGUCAUAUCAGGGUUCGUGUACGAUGUCAUUGUGGAGCCGCCGGGAAUUGGAAGCAAGCAGGAUCCGAUCACGGGAGCGGUGCAGCCCGUGGUGUUUCUUCCCGGUCGUGUGAACGGACAGUACAUCAUCGAGGGGCUGUCUUCUGGGUUUAUGUUCGUGCUGGGCGGAGUGGGGCUGAUCAUGAUGGACCUUGCCUGUGAGAAGGCUCAACCUCGCAAUGUGCGUCUCUCGUUUAUGGGAGCUGGCGUGGGCUGCGUUUUCGUCUCGUACAUGAUGAGCAUGUUGUUCUUGCAUAUCAAGAUCCCUUCCUACAUGCGGUGAUGUCGUUCGCCUCGAACAUUUAGUGUUGGCUGUCCAUGCUGGACGCGGUAGUAGAGAAUGUGCUCUUCGUUUCUGUCAGUAUUCGAGCAAUUUUAUGGGAUCGAGUUGAGUGUGAGCUUAAACCCUAAAAUGCCAUAUCAAGUAGCCUAUGGAUAUGGAAACCCUAUUUUUUGGGACGUUUUAUAUUGUAGAUGAGACCCUGCAGGCGUGGUUUACGCCUGUUUCUUGCUUCCAAGCUCCAACACUUCGAGUAAUAAUUUUGUUCUAACAUAUCUUUCUUAAUUGGCCGUGUCUUCACGUCUGUCAUUGAGAAAGAAUUGUAACUUAUAAGAGCUUCGUAUUCA
Molecule: messenger RNA, 949 nt
Organism: Physcomitrium patens
Lineage: Eukaryota; Viridiplantae; Streptophyta; Bryopsida; Funariales; Funariaceae
Cellular component (GO): oligosaccharyltransferase complex
Source: RefSeq, a predicted model, not a curated record